UCUGACAUCUUAGCGUGGUUGCGGUGCUGGCUGCUGCCCUCCGAGCUUCGCGAUGCCUCCCAAAGACGACAAGAAAAAGAAAGAUGCUGGAAAGUCAGCCAAGAAAGACAAAGACCCCGUGAACAAAUCUGGGGGCAAGGCGAAAAAGAAGUGGUCCAAAGGCAAAGUUCGGGACAAGCUCAAUAACCUCCUCUUGUUUGACAAAGCCACCUACGACAAGCUCUGCAAGGAAGUCCAAAUCUAUAAACUUAACACCCCUGUUAUUGUGUCUGAGAGGCUGAAGAUUCGGGGGUCCUUGGCCAGAGCUGCCCUUCAGGAGCUCCUUAGUAAAGGACUUAUUAAGCUGGUUUCAAAGCACAGAGCUCAAGUUCUUUACACCAGAAACACCAAGGGUGGGGACACCCCAGCUGCAGGGGAAGAUGCGUGAGCAGGUCCCAACUGUACAUUUUGAAAAAUAAAAACUUUAUUAAGUAAAAAAAA
This is a messenger RNA of Sorex fumeus (smoky shrew), 480 nucleotides long. Its product is annotated as 40S ribosomal protein S25-like. The record is from RefSeq and is a predicted model, not a curated record. Lineage: Eukaryota; Metazoa; Chordata; Mammalia; Eulipotyphla; Soricidae. Bases 53 to 427 code for a protein of 124 amino acids. Gene Ontology annotation, molecular function: structural constituent of ribosome. The transcript has a single exon. Gene Ontology annotation, cellular component: cytosolic small ribosomal subunit.